Blepharisma stoltei is the source of this 447-nucleotide messenger RNA. Lineage: Eukaryota; Ciliophora; Heterotrichea; Heterotrichida; Blepharismidae. The record is from the annotation of a GenBank genome assembly.
AUGACUGACGUUGAACUUCUCGUAUUUGUUUGGAAAUGCCAAAUCAAGCAAUCAGGAACGAUAACUGCUGUAAGAGCUGAUUCGUUGAGUUAUUUAAAGACUAGGCUUAAUGCACUGAGAGAUUUCGGGAGAGACACAUUUCAGAAUGAUUUCAGAAAUUUUUUUAGGCUUGUCUUUGAUUUAACAAAAGAGCCAGGCGCUAGAAAUAUUGAUGCAAAUGAUGUGAUUUGGUUUUUAAAUUUAUUAUUAACUCCUCACUUCAGGUGAAUGCCAAGAUUUAUUGAAUUUUUAGGAACAAAACAGCAGAAGUUUCUGAAUUUAGAUCAAUGGAUGGGAAUUCUUGAAUUUUGAAAGAAAAACCCAAACAGCUUUGAUAACUACAACCCUGAAGACCCUUGGCCAGUUCUAAUCGACGAGUUUGUGACUUGGACCCGACAAAAGCCUUAA